AUGGCACCCCGCAAGCAGCAAGCGAACUCGCGAGCGAGCUCACCAGAGUUCCCCAUUUUAGAAGCCAAUGGCCUGUAUCCGAGUAACAUCAGAGGUGAUGGCAACUGCCUGUUCAAUGCUCUGUCUGAUCAGCUCUAUGGCAACCAAGAGAUGCACGCAUUCCUUCGAGACGCCACUAUCGAGCACAUGCGGGACAACUCGGAGUUCUAUCGUCAAUAUAUGGCUGUGAAUAACCUGCGGAGAAAUCCCAAACGCACUACCACAGCUGCCCAGCCAACCCGCAUCGACACCACGUACUAUACAGAAGAACAGCUGCAGCUGCAGUUCGAAGAGCAUGUCGAGAAGAUGGGCCAGCCUGGUGAAUGGGCGGACAACAUGGAGGUCUCCGCAUUUGCCUCUGCCCUCAACGUGCACGUUCGUCUCUGGCAGGGCGACUAUACCUACGUGUUCUCACCGCGACUAUACUAUUCGCAGAACGAUGACCUAACUGCCGAGGAUGACAGGAGAACGUUACACAUCGCCUAUCACACUUGGGAGCACUACUCCUCCGUGCGCAAUACUGCAGGACCCCACACGGGUGAGCCUGAUGUGAAGUUCAACGCCGAAGGACUCUCAAAGAAGCGACCAAGUCCAAGCGUAGAUGGCGAAAACGACGACCAAGCAUCACGGGCUCAAAAGCGCCGUUCACCCCUUCAUCUCUUCGACUCUGAUUCCACGCCUGAAGGCAGCGAAACCUCGUCAGACGAGUCAAGUGGCGUCAUGUCUAGCUUCCAGCAGUCUCAGCAUGAUGUUCCACGAGCACCGGGCGUGAGAGCUCCUAAGCUUACACUGAAGCUCAGAUGUCUGCGAACUAGCGACCCAACACCUUCACCUGCCCUUACCCGCUCAUCCACACCAGCCCCUCUCACCCCCGCAUCUACUGGCACGACACCUGUGCCUUCAAUACCACCCUCAACCGCACAGACACCGCUCGCCCCACCGGUGGCAGCGAAGACGUCUCUGUGCACCCAACUCCCCACACCCACCACCACUCCGGCCUUAGACGAGGCUGCGAGUUCUUCUACUGUAACAUCGUAG
Messenger RNA from Boeremia exigua, 1077 nucleotides. RefSeq lists its product as uncharacterized. NCBI's taxonomy places the organism in Eukaryota, Fungi, Ascomycota, Dothideomycetes, Pleosporales, Didymellaceae. The transcript has 3 exons. The coding region runs from base 1 to 1077 and encodes 358 amino acids. The record is from RefSeq and is a predicted model, not a curated record. Gene Ontology annotation, biological process: protein deubiquitination. Gene Ontology annotation, molecular function: cysteine-type deubiquitinase activity.